CACACCGUUCUGACCAUCUUGUGGAUUCUCCUCUAUCAUGCAGGUGUACAUAGCUAAGACAGACUUAUCAGAAAAGACAAAAGAGUGGAAGUUGGUUUCACUGUAUGCACUGACAAGGAAGGAAAUUUGUUUGUUUCUUCGACAUACAUCCACUGGACUCCAAAAGCUGGCUGAGGCAAUAUACAGUGAGGAGUCAUCUUUUGGGGGACGUCUCUUUUAGGAUGCAUGUUCCUCACAUUUUCCCUGGCCACCUUUUCCCUGGGAUGUAGUGAGGAUUGAUGGUUCAUACAGGCUUUUCCCCUAAACAUCUGCUGACUCUGGAAACCUGGCAUCAUGCCAGUGAUGAAGGGGCUGCUGGCACCCCAGAACACCUUCCUGGACACCAUCGCCACUCGUUUCGAUGGCACUCACAGCAACUUCCUCCUUGGGAAUGCUCAGGGUAACCGUGGCUAUCCCAUUGUGUACUGUUCCGAUGGAUUCUGUGAGUUGACGGGGUUCGGACGAACAGAGGUGAUGCAGAAGAACUGCAGCUGUCAUUUCCUAUAUGGCUCAGGCACGAGUGAGCAGGUUACUCAGGGUGUGGAGAAAGCACUGGAGAGCAAGGAAGAGUACCAGGCUGAGGUGCAGUUCUACAAGAAGAAUGGAAGUUCUUUCUGGUGUCUGUUGGACAUCGUGCCCAUUAAGAAUGAGAAGGGGGAGAUGGUGCUUUUUCUGUUUUCAUUCAAGGAUAUCACAGAAGCAAAAGACAAGAGUCAACACAGCAGCAGAACUGAUGAUAAUAAGCCAUACAAAAGGACCACCGGAAAUUCUCAUUUCAGUAAAGCCAGAAGGAGGGGUCAUACCAUGAUUUACCAGUUAACCAGCCAGUUUACCCGUGACAGCAAAAAGGAUGUAAACUUAAGCCGGGACAUGUUUGAAAAACCAUCUCUGCCUGAGUACAAAGUGGCAGCAGUCCAGAAGUCUCGAUUCAUCCUGCUGCAUUAUAGUGUGUCCAAGGCGUUGUGGGAUUGGAUGAUUCUACUGGCUACAUUCUAUGUCGCUGUGACCGUGCCGUACAAUGUGUGUUUCACAGCGUACAGUGAUCUGGAGACUGCAGGCAGGAGCACGAUAGUUAGCGACAUCGCAGUGGAAAUGCUUUUUAUUCUGGACAUCAUUCUUAACUUUCGCACCACCUAUGUGAGUCAAUCAGGGCAGGUGGUGUACGAGCCUCGCUCCAUCUGUCUGCAUUAUGCCACCACGUGGUUCUUCGUGGAUCUGGUGGCUGCGCUGCCCUUUGACCUGCUCUAUGCAUUUAACAUUACUGUUACGUCUCUAGUGCACCUGCUGAAAACUGUGCGAUUGUUGCGUCUGUUAAGACUGCUGCAGAAGUUGGACAGAUACUCACAGUACAGCGCCAUGGUACUAACGCUGCUCAUGUCGAUGUUCGCUCUGCUGGCUCACUGGAUGGCCUGCAUCUGGUACAUCAUUGGACGCAAAGAGAUGGAGACCAAUGCCAAUGGAGCCUGGGACAUAGGCUGGCUACAUGAGCUGGGCAGGCGUUUGGACAAGCCCUAUUUCAACAGUACAGUUGGUGGUCCUUCGGUUCGCAGUGCCUACAUCGCCUCUCUGUAUUUCACCUUGAGCAGUCUGACCAGUGUGGGCUUCGGCAACGUUUGUGCCAACACUGAUGCUGAGAAGAUUUUCUCUGUUUGUACUAUGCUCAUUGGGGCUCUCAUGCACGCUGUGGUGUUUGGGAAUGUAACAGCCAUCAUCCAGCGCAUGUACUCACGCCGCUCACUAUAUCACACACGCAUGAAAGAUCUGAAGGACUUCAUUCGUGUUCACCGGCUGCCACAGCAGCUAAAACAACGCAUGCUUGAAUAUUUCCAGACCACCUGGUCUGUGAAUAAUGGCAUUGAUGUCAAUGAGCUCUUGCAUGAUUUUCCUGAUGAGUUGCGUGCCGAUAUAGCCAUGCACUUAAACAAAGACAUCCUGCAGCUGCCUGUGUUUGAUGGUGCUAGUAGGGGCUGCCUGCGCUCGCUCUCCCUCCAUAUCAAAACCACUUUCUGUACACCGGGGGAAUAUCUCAUCAGACAGGGGGACGCGUUGCAGGCCAACUACUUUGUCUGUUCUGGGUCACUGGAGGUUCUAAAGAACAACAUGGUCUUGGCUAUUCUGGGAAAAGGAGAUCUGAUUGGCUCAGACCUGCCUGGCCAGAAUCAUGUGAUCAAGACGAAUGCAGAUGUAAAGGCACUGACAUAUUGUGACCUGCAGUAUAUCAGUAUGAAAGGUUUAAGUGAUGUUCUUGAACUAUAUACCGAGUAUGCCAGCAUCUUUACUACUGACAUCCACCGAAACCUCACAUACAAUCUGAGAGAGGGCAGUGAGACUGAGCAGAACUACCCAGACUCCAGUGCAACAACUGAGAAUAAGCGUCCAUCCAUUAUAGAAAAGGCUGAUGAUCCAGACAAGUACUUCCAUGUCCCACCUGCUUCCAAUACAUGCCGAAAUCUUCUUCUGCCCAAUCUAAGCAGCCCAGUACGACGUACAUCACUGGGGAAUCUUUUGGGGGAAGAGUUACUGCAGUUCAACACCCUGCGACAGUGUCAUUCACCUGUCAGGGGCUGGAGUCCAAACCCUUCCCCCAAACAUCAGACCAAAGUACAGAAACAAACCCAUCCUCCCUCAUCUACACCCAAAUCCACCCAUAGGACACAGACAGAUUCUGGAGGUACAGGACGCAAACCUGCCAGACUGCUCAUCCCCACUCUCAGCUGCUUUGGACCACCAGAUCUUAGUCCAAGAGUUGUAGAUGGAGUUGAGGACAACGGACAUGUGUUUCGUUUUAAUGUGGAGGACACCACGGCCAAAACUAGUACAGUGACAUCAAUGGGUAGUGAGACACUGGACGGGUCUGGUCAGGUGAAUGCGUCACUGCUUCAGGAUACAAAGGAAGUGAAAGAGACCAUUGACCAACUCAACAAGAAGAUGGGCAACCUGAAACAGGAAGUGUCAAUUCUAACAAAGGAUCUGCAUCACAUAAUGCACCUCCUGCAAGCACAGAUAGCUGUUCGCCAUUACACAGCACCUUUGUCCUCCUGUCCCUAUGGAGUCCACAUGAUGUCCAGUUCUUCUAUCAGUAUGUCUCCAGCCUACAUCUUGGGUUCCAGCAUCCACAUGCAGCACAAAGACCAUGUUGUCCCUGAGGGUCUCCUGGCGUCCACGUCUUGGAGUCACAGCCGACCUGGUGGAUCUGGUUUCUCUCAGCACACUGAGAAACAGGGACACUUUCACCAGCAUGAGCCUAAACAACCCUCUCCUGUCACAGCAAAUGAGCCCUGUUCCCAUGACUGGAGUUCUUUGUACACCUCAAUUCCCUCCAAUAUCAGCCACCAUCACUUAUCUACUGGCUCCUCUCUCCUUAGCAUCAGCCCAGGAGCCCAGGGGCCAACACCUGGAGAAAGCCCCCGAGCAGAGGGCUUAUCACUGGGCAUUUGUGCUGGAGAUAGAGCCCAUGCCAGUAUCAGCCAGUCACACCCUGUUUUGCAUACAUUGAUUCCUCAAACAUUGGGCAGUUCAUCUUUUUCUUGCAAGGUCACGCCAAGCUCGGAUUCACACCUACACCUUUCCACAGAACCAGCGUUUCCCUAUCCCACUCCAACCGAGGAUGAAGAGCACAGGACUCCAGAGGUGGCCCUCAAUCAGAAUGUGGUACCGUCCACUUUCCUACAAGAGAAUUCUCCACCCUCUCCAAAGGAAUCGAUUGUAGUUCACUCAUCUCUUGAGGAGUCAUCUGAAGUAGAGCACACCAGUCGGGAGUGCCUACUGGGUAAUCAAAGGCUGGGCCAAGAUAGUGAGACAUCAGAGAGAAGGUCUAGCGGGUCCAGUGUAGGAAUUUGUAGCCAAUCUGAGAGCUCAGAGACCACAUGGUGCCUGGAUCUGAUGGAUUCGUAAGUUCAUGAGUAUAAAGAGAAAAAGCUGCUCAGCAGUUAAUCAUCUGGACCAUCACCGAAUCCCUUUUCCACCAACAGGGUGUCUCUCUCGGUCACAGAUCCAGUGCCUGAUCGGAACCUUUUCCUGUUCCACCGCAGAAAAUGGCAGUAAUGGUGUGGAAGAACUGGCACCAAACCAACUUCUAAAACCUGCUAGUCUUAACCAAGAAAUCACAAAAUGUUAGAGGCCGGGGCCUGGAUGUGCUUACCAAGUAAGUUUUUUAAAAACUAGAAUAUCUCACACAUACACACACACACACACACACAAAACUAAAUCGUUCUCAUUAUAAUCAGUGAAGCUAUUAUCACUUUAUCUAUAUUCACUUUUCUGGUAAAUACACCAUAAUUGCUGUA
This is a messenger RNA of Sinocyclocheilus rhinocerous, 4325 nucleotides long. RefSeq names its product potassium voltage-gated channel, subfamily H (eag-related), member 4b (gene kcnh4b). Gene Ontology annotation, molecular function: voltage-gated potassium channel activity. Lineage: Eukaryota; Metazoa; Chordata; Actinopteri; Cypriniformes; Cyprinidae. The coding region runs from base 334 to 3933 and encodes 1199 amino acids. The record is from RefSeq and is a predicted model, not a curated record. The transcript has 17 exons. Gene Ontology annotation, cellular component: plasma membrane. Gene Ontology annotation, biological process: potassium ion transmembrane transport; regulation of membrane potential.